Lytechinus pictus (painted urchin) is the source of this 5056-nucleotide messenger RNA. Its product is annotated as eukaryotic translation initiation factor 4E-like. Gene Ontology annotation, molecular function: RNA 7-methylguanosine cap binding; translation initiation factor activity. Gene Ontology annotation, cellular component: eukaryotic translation initiation factor 4F complex; cytoplasm. The transcript is spliced from 7 exons. NCBI's taxonomy places the organism in Eukaryota, Metazoa, Echinodermata, Echinoidea, Temnopleuroida, Toxopneustidae. The record is from RefSeq and is a predicted model, not a curated record. Gene Ontology annotation, biological process: translational initiation. The coding region runs from base 36 to 719 and encodes 227 amino acids.
UUACGACAGAAGGCCAAAAUUGGAACAUAAGGAAAAUGGCUUCCGUGAAUAUAGCAAAGCAUGUUAAUCUCGAGGAUAUUAGUAAAGAUGGGAAGGGUGUAAAGCAUCUGCAGCAACAAGAAGAAGAUCUCCAAAGCGACCAACAAGCCGUAGAUCCAGAAAGUCUCAUCAAACAUCCCUUACAGAGCAGAUGGUCUAUGUGGUUCUUCAAGAAUGACAAAGCCAAAUCAUGGACAGAAAACCUUAGAAUCGUCACAGCAUUUGAUACAGUAGAAGAUUUCUGGUCACUUUAUAAUUACAUUCAAGUUGCAAGUAGAUUAGCGUCAGGAUGCGACUACUCAUUAUUUAAGGAUGGUGUGAAACCAAUGUGGGAAGACGACAAGAACAAAGAUGGUGGUAGGUGGCUGAUAGGUUUCGACCGCAAAUCAAAACCACAAGACAUAGACAGAUGCUGGUUAGAAACGAUGUUGCUAAUGAUAGGAGAGAGCUUCGAUGAUGACUCAGAUUUAGUCAACGGUGCAGUUGUCAACAUUAGAAGUAAAGGAAAUAAGAUUGCAAUGUGGACAGGGGACUGGCGGAAAGAAGACUCAAUAACCAAUAUAGGACGAAAAUUCAAAGAUAGGUUAGGUCUACCACACAAAUACACAAUAGGUUUUGAGGCACAUAAAGACACAAUGACGAAGACGGGGUCUAUGGCAAAGAGUCUCUACACUGUAUGAUACACGCCCUUUCCACCCUCCUUCGCCAUUUACCAAGUGUCCGUCUCUCCGUACCUCGUCGAGAUCCGUCGCCGUUUUCAUCGCUGCCACGUGUACCACACUCCCAACAACUACAAGCAUUACCCCCUUCAUAUCGUGGGACAACCCCCUGCUUGUGUAAUGCCUCUGCAUGCGGCAUGAUGUACGCACAGAAAUAAGAUUAUUGAGACUUAUGACCUGUUUCUGCAGAUGAGGUUGUAAGUCACUCCAGCUAUUUUCUCUUUAGUGUCACUUACAGCUUACAGGCAAAAGAAAGUUUUAUCUUUUUCACCAACUGUGGCAGAGCUUUUCUAACAUAAUCCAAUUUGUUUGGGUUUUAUUCUGUUAUGAUUGAUAUAAGCUGUAAUUUGUACAGUCCAAUAGAUUUGUGAUUUUGCAGCAAUAUUGCGUAACCAAUACAUCCUUUUGAGUUUCUUUUUUCUUGUGUUUGACUAUAGAUAUCAGAAUUUUCAUGUUCUGUGUGCAUUGAAUGUUUUAGGCCUGUGAGUUGAAUUUUUGCGAAAUACGCUUUUUGCCUUAGUGGUUUUAUUGAUUGUGUUAUUUGUAUAAUGACAUGCUGCUUCAAUAUUAUUUCCACUUAUUUCCAUUUCCAAGAUUAAGAUUGGAAAAAUCUGCAUCCUAAAUCCAGAGUUUGCCGAAAAUUUCUCAUCAUACAAGUAUUAUGUACUGGUAAAUAUAUAGGGAAAUCAUUGUAAAUAUCACCACAAAAUGAAGAGUUUGUUUAUAAUUCUCUUUGCCAAACACUUUGAUUUGAUUUUCAACUUGUAUUGUUGUGAUGCAAGCUAGGUCAGUGUACACAUAUCAUUUCAUAUACAGAUAAUCUAUAUUUGUCUUCUUUAGGCUCUCGUUGUUCUUCAGGAUGGUAUUGUACAAGUAUAAGCACACCUCCAUGUAUAAAAACAACUUCACAAUUGAUCAUUACAUUCAUAACCGAAUUGUAGUUUGUUCUGCAAAAUGGCUAAUUCAAAUUCAAUGCAUACCUGAAUAACUAUGUUCUUACCCUGAAUAUUUUUCAUGAUUGAUUGUGUACAUUUUACAUUGUGGUAAAUGCAGACAGUCGUGAUGAUAUUCUUCUACGAUGAUUGCUAAGCCUUGUGUUAUGGGCCCCAUGGCCCCGUCUUACCAAUCAAUCGCAACUAUGGAAAGCCAGCAAAGUCAACAUCUAAAAUACAUGUUUGUUUAAAAAAAAUUUAGAAACGAAUGUAUAUUAAUAAAUUCAUUGAUUUCUUGACAUUUUGGUGUGUUCUCCUUUGUUUACAAAAGAUAUUUUGCAAAUUUCCUGUAUAAGAAAAUUAUGACACUGAUGGAUUUCCAUAGAGUUAUGAUUGAUGGGAUCAAUCGUAUCUCUUUGUAAGACAGGGCCCAGGUUUCUUGACUCACUAGAGGAGUCUUUACAGACAUGUCACAGUAGGGCAUAAAGUAUCCACAUCCAACCCCUUGCAUUUGGGACCUUCUAGAUGAUUUAUCUCUCUGUUGUAAUUCAUUUGAAAAGUUGUGAUGCUCUCAAAUAAUCAUGGCUCAGGAAGUUUUGAAGUGGAUGUAGAUUGGAGAAGCAUGAGGUGGGACACACAAAAAGAUUGGUAUGGAACUGCCCAGUAUCCUUUGGUACAUUAUUUUAGGAUCCAUUGGAAAGAAUUAAUUGCAGGAAAAAAAUUACGUAGGGGCUCGUAGCGAAUUUGCCCCAGGAAAAUCUCCAUUCAAUGCAAUGUUCAAGCUUAUCCAAUGUUUCAUAUUUAGGCACGAAAUUGUGAAAAGUAGCCUCCGAAAGAUAAAAAAUUUAGAAUUUGCCUUGUAGUAAGAUUCAAGUCACUGGACCCUGUAAUAAAGAGAUUAAUAAUAAAUAAACAAUUCAUUGGUUGUAUCUUCUUUAAGAUAUAUUGUUAGCAAAAUCUUACCACGUAUCUACAAUGUAGUGAAAGAAUAUCAUAUUCAAUAAAAUUAAGUUUAAUACUAAGCCAAGAUCUCCCCACUAGUAUUAAUUACAAGUUUGAAACAUAUUCACUUUAGGGUGACCAUUGACCCCCAUGUCUAUGAUUUCCUGUACAUAGCAUGCAAUGAUUUGAUUCUAUGUUGUCAGUAUGUCAAGUUUUACAUGUAUACUUCAGCUUUUAAGUUUAUAAGAUUGUCAAGUUGGACAAGAUAUUUUGUUUGUUUCAUUUGUCAGGAGCCUAGCUCAUAGUUUGUAAACUUCAAUGUGGAGAUACUGUUGUUAUAAAUGCUUUUGGAUUAAAGAGGGGAUAGUAGAGAGAGAUCGGAAUAAUGCAUGUGGUAUUAGGUCGAGGAUAGAGUUGUGUUUAAAACCGCAAACAUGAAUGUUACCACUAUCUCGUUUACUCUAUGUAGACAUGAUUUGUUGGCAGGGAGGUUAAAUUGGUCUGUUGGAGAAGUAUUGUGAAAUAUUUAGCAAGACUUGGGGAAUGGCAGAGAGUAUAUCAUAUGAUUGUGAAUGAUCAAAGCUAUGUCUUUGUUUGAUGAUUAUUAAUGUUACAUUUCUAUAUUCAUCGAUGAUGGAAUUUCUGGACUCAAAAGUAUGUGCAUUGAUUUCUGGUGACGACACUGGGAACUGGAAAUACCCAAGCUUUGUCUGACAUAGCACCAGAUACAGCAUUCAUACCUUUUACGUGUUGAGAUCUAUAGCCAAGUGCCAUUUCACACAAAGUCUAUCACCAUGUUGUAAGGGAUUGCGUGUGAAGGUGGGGAGUUGGGCGGAGAAAUUGGAGCUUUUGAAUAGGAUUUGCAGGUAUUUCUACCAUUUGCUAUAGGAUUGUUUUGUACAUAAGAGUGUGUUUAUUAUUGAGAAUGAUGAUUAUGGUGGCUCGUAAGACGUGUACGCUUCGAACCUCGGCUCGUGGAGACACAGAAAUAUAUUGAUCAGUUAUCCUCCAAGGCAUGUCAUCACACUGUAUAGUUCUGUUUAAGAUUAGCAUGUAAUUGUAUAUAUUCACCCAUUUGAUGCGGCUGUAUUGGGAAGAGAAUAUUGAAAGAAUUUUCAGCUUGAGUUUAACUCGCUUUUGAGUCCUCUUUCAUUAAAUGAACGCUUCCAUGCUUUCAUAUCAAGGUGUGAUGAAAAAAAAAGAUUCUGCAUGUAACAGUGUAUAUGUUUACAAAAGAGAUUUAUUUAAAACCCCAAAAAAUUAGGAAUGGCAGAAUAUUAUCUGAAGUUUUGUUUGAGUCAGAUAUUCCAUUUCGAGAAAUUUCUUAGUAAUUAGUUCCUUUGCCUUAAGUUGGCCCUAAGGGUUGUCAGGUAUGAAAAUAUUCUGCUUUAUCAGAACAAUGUCUCUAAGCGCUUUACAGAUGAGCAAGUCCAUGAAAUGCGACCCUCUGUUUGUAGGACCUUCCCUGAAAUCAUUUGUCCGUUUUCUGGUUCUAAUGAACAAUUGCAGUGCUCUCAAACGAUCAUGACUUGGGUAGCUCAUGAAUUGAAGUUAGAAAAAUGGGGGAAGGACAACAACGUACAAAAAUGUUGAUAAAUUUGUGGAAAUGCUCAGUUAUGUAUGUAUUAUCACCAUGGUAAUUAUAUUUUGGUUUUUCUGCAUAUAAUGUAUCUCAAUUUAAUUUGCACAAAAUGAUUUAUCUCUUCUAAUUCCAAUUGUCUGCCAAUUUGAUUCUCAAGAUUAAAAAAAAAAAUUUGUACAUGUAUGCCAUAGUUAUUUCAAAGAAUUUCCUUUCUGAGUAUUGGGAAACAUUUACCACAAUGAUUCACGAUUUGUUAAAAUGCACAUACAGGUUUUUAUUCACGAUUUGUUAACUCUUUUCAAAACAUGUUUUAUUAUGUUAUUCAUAAAGUAAGGUAUUUGUGAAGUAAGAGAGGGUAAAUUAUUUAUAUGUUACUCUAGAUUCAUCACUUAUGUAUCAGCUUUCAAGAUAUUUAGAUGCAUGAUCUUUGUGUAACUUGGUUUUCCUUCAAAUAAAAUAUUGGCUACUUAUCUAUCUUGUAUUAUCGGUAAGUGGAUAUUACAUUGUUUUAUUUAUUGUGGGGGAAUAAGAGUUUCUCUUGCAUAUUUUAUUUACUUACUUUUUUAGUUGUGUAUUCUUUUAGAAACUUGCCGUUAGAAGGGGAGUUGUAUUUACUCAAUUCAUUUUAGAGAAGAAAUGUGUAAGGUAAACCGUAAAUGAAAAAAAUGAGAAAAAAAAUGUACAUAAUGUACAGCUAAUUAGCAAUGAAUGUGUAUCUUGGCUGUGAAUUUGGAGCCAAUGUUGUAUGUUGUAUUUUAUAUCUUAAAGAAAAAAAAGAAAAAGACACAAAAGUUUAUUAAAUGUAAUUGUUUCCACUGAUGGAAGAAACUAUGGAGUUGAAA